Molecule: messenger RNA, 528 nt
Organism: Closterium sp. Naga37s-1
Lineage: Eukaryota; Viridiplantae; Streptophyta; Zygnematophyceae; Desmidiales; Closteriaceae
Source: the annotation of a GenBank genome assembly
AUGAAAACUACGCAUCUGCAGUCCCAGGAUAAGCCGAAGCUUCCAGUGAUAGACAAGAUCUCCUUCCUGCCUUCCGGGAAACUCGCCCUGCCUGGAGCCCCCUCUACCUCUCAAUCCGCCUCCCUUUCAGCUGGUCUUUCUUCUGUGACCAGAGACGACGGAUCUUCAAAUCAAGCGACAGAUGUAUCCGCGGUAGAGACGGACGCGGUAGAAGCAGCGGAGUUUCGGAAGGAGCUGGGUCCGAUGCGGACACUGCUGUACGGGGCGAUCGCAGGGGUGGUUUCGGAGUUCGCUACCUAUCCUCUGGAGGUGGUUCGGCGGCAGAUGCAGAUGAGCGGUAUUGAGGGGUCCGUAGCGGUGGCGGGGAGGCAGGCGGGAGCGAUGCGGGUGCUGAAAGAGGUGGCGCAGAGAGGAGGCUUCCCGGCGCUCUACGCUGGAAUGGUUCCCGGCCUGCUUCAGGUGCUGCCAUCCGCGGCAUUGAGCUACUGGGUAUACGAUUUCCUCAAGCUGCACCUAAAGGUCGACUAG